Molecule: messenger RNA, 748 nt
Organism: Mytilus californianus (California mussel)
Lineage: Eukaryota; Metazoa; Mollusca; Bivalvia; Mytilida; Mytilidae
Product: proline-rich proteoglycan 2-like
Exons: 6
Coding region: 172-564 (130 amino acids)
Source: RefSeq, a predicted model, not a curated record
CUUUAAAAAUAUACCGUAGACGUGACAUUGGUAAUUUUAUAUACAUAGUAUCUUCAUGUAAUAGAGAGAUUUACUUAGUGGAUUUGUUUUAUUAACAACCCCUAUUUCAUUUCAAUAUCAUUGAUGAACAGGAAAUUGGAUAAUCGUAUAUAAAAUUAAAAAUCUUCAGGAAUGCAGCAGUACCCGCCUCCUCCUGGUGGGCAGUAUCCUCCACCUCCUGGUGGGCAGUAUCCCCCGCCUCCAGGUGGGCAGUACCCUCCGCCUCCGGCUGCUCACUACCCGCCACCACAAGGACCACCUCCACCCUAUAAUGGCGGAUAUGGUCCACCACCGAUGCAUCACCAACAGCAACAACAGCAGGUUGUAGUAGUUCAACAAAGCAGCGACUAUGUAACGGUGAAGGAAAACAAAGGAUGCAUGCCAGAUACAAGUAAGUGGGAGUGGUGGAACUGGUUGCUCUGUGUCCUUGUUGUAAUAUUUCUAGGUCCAAUUAUCUUAGUACUAGGAUUGGCAUGUUGUAUUCUUCUGGGUGGUGGCGGCGACCAUGGCCAUGACCAUCAUUAAAGACUAUCAAGAUUGAUGGAAGAUUCCACUACAAAGAUUUCUCGAGAAUUGGUAGGAUCGAAAUCGACGCAGACAUAAUUAUUGGAUGUAUACUAAAUCAAAGACUGUAAAUAAUCAUCUCAUCAAAUUAUAGUUAUCAUUAUCAUUCUGUAUUGUUUGUUUUCACUAAAGUAAUGUCAUUUAA